AUCAGAACUGCAAGAGGCACGAAGCAAGCCAGAGCAACACAGGAGGAAUUUGACACCAAGAUAAACACUUCACAAAAUCAAAAGCAUUUCAAGUCUCAUCUUAGGAUCAAAAGAACUCUUGAAGUCAUGAUUGCUUCACAGUUUCUCUCUGCUCUCCCUUUGGUGCUUCUCCUGCUGAGAGAAAGUGGAGCCUGGUCUUACAGCGCCUCUACAGAAACCAUGACUUUUGAUGAUGCCAGUGCUUAUUGCCAGCAAAGGUACACACAUCUGGUCGCAAUUCAAAACCACGCAGAGAUUGAAUACCUGAACUCCACGUUCAACUAUUCAGCAAGUUACUACUGGAUUGGAAUCAGGAAGAUCAAUGGUACAUGGACAUGGAUAGGGACCAAGAAGGCCUUGACCCCAGAGGCCACCAACUGGGCUCCAGGUGAACCAAAUAAUAAGCAAAGCAAUGAGGACUGUGUAGAGAUCUACAUCAAGAGAGACAAGGACUCAGGCAAGUGGAAUGAUGAGAGAUGCAGCAAAAAGAAGCUCGCCUUGUGCUACACAGCUGCCUGUACCCCUACAUCCUGCAGCGGCCAUGGUGAAUGCAUAGAGACCAUCAAUAGCUCUACUUGCCAGUGCUACCCUGGCUUCCGAGGCCCCCAGUGUGAGCAAGUGGUUGAGUGUGAUGCUUUGGAAAAUCCUGUCAACGGAGUCGUGACAUGUCCCCAAAGCCUCCCAUGGAACACAACCUGUGCAUUUGAGUGUAAGGAAGGAUUUGAACUCAUUGGACCUGAGCACCUGCAAUGUACCUCAUCUGGGAGCUGGGACGGCAAGAAGCCAACGUGUAAAGCUGUGACAUGUGACACCGUCGACCAUCCUCAGAAUGGUGAUGUGAGUUGUAACCACUCCUCUAUUGGAGAGUUUGCCUACAAGUCAACCUGCCACUUCACCUGUGCAGAAGGCUUCGGGCUGCAGGGGCCAGCCCAGAUUGAAUGCACUGCCCAGGGGCAAUGGACCCAGCAAGCCCCAGUUUGUAAAGCUGUGAAAUGUCCUGCUGUCUCCCAGCCCAAGAAUGGCUUGGUGAAGUUUACCCAUUCCCCGACUGGAGAGUUUACCUACAAGUCCUCCUGUGCCUUCAGUUGUGAGGAAGGCUUUGAAUUACGUGGAUCAGCUCAACUUGCAUGCACGUCUCAAGGACAAUGGACACAGGAGGUUCCCUCCUGCCAAGUGGUACAGUGUUCAAGUUUGGAGGUUCCCAGAGAGAUCAACAUGAGCUGCAGUGGGGAGCCCGUGUUUGGUGCUGUGUGUACAUUUGCCUGUCCUGAAGGGUGGAUGCUCAAUGGCUCUGUAGCUCUGACGUGUGGUGCCACAGGACACUGGUCUGGGAUGCUGCCUACUUGUGAAGCUCCUGCUGAGUCCAAAAUUCCCUUGGUAAUGGGACUUUCUGCUGGUGGAGUCUCCUUCAUGACAUCAGCAUCAUUUCUCCUCUGGCUCCUGAAACGCCUUCGGAAGAGAGCAAAAAAAUUUGUUCCUUCCAGCAGCUCCGAAUGCCUUCAACCCAAUGGAUCCUACCAAAUGCCUUCUGACUUAAUUUAAGUCCAAAGGAAUCAGGAGCACAGUUAAAUUUGGGAAUUACCAUGAUACCCUGAAGACGAUAGAGAAGAGACCUCUCCUAAGGUCUCUGGCUCUUCUCAGGUACUGCACCUGCCGGCUGCAUAUUCAGCUGGGACCCUGGCACCUGUGAAGACCAGGACAUCAAGGGACCAAAAUCCAGUGGACAAGGCCAGUCUGCCACCAAAAAGACUCAGUUUUCUCUUUUCCAGUGCUGGAUACUGGAAGGAAGGAAUAUUCUCUUCUAUUUGAAAGUGAAGAGACUGGGGUUUCAGAGUUCAUUUUCUAACUCUUCCUUUGCUCACUGUGAAAUCUCGGUGGUGAAACACAGUAUUUUAUGACACCAUUUCUUUCUUUUGUCCCUUACAGUGUUUCAACCACUGAUUACGUGGUUGCUGUAUGGGGAUGAAUAAUAAUUGUCAAAAGUUUAGGGGAAAAAAAUUGGCCAAAGACCUUCUAUUAACUGAAUUUGGGGGGAAAAUGACAUUUUUUAAUGGCAUAGGGUGACUAUGUGGGAAAUGUUGAUAGUGGGGGAAAUUCUAUUUAGCAGUCUGUGCAAGGAUCAGCAAGCACAGUCUCAAUCACUUUUAUCCCUGUGGGAUACAUUGGUUUUUAAAGUGUUUGUAGAGGUUGUGUUCUUUUUACUUGUAUCUAGUGUAGUAUAAAUCCCAUAAGUCUUAAUUCAGUACAAGUGUUGCAGGGACCUUAAAAUAUGUAAAUAGUAGGACUAUGAUAGAGUAAAAUCUUUGUUUACUAACCAAAUCUUUGUUUAUUAAAUUCCAAGGUUACAUCUGUGGUAAAUUUAUUUCAGGAAGGGAAAAAUACUAUCCCCUAGCAGGGUAUAAAUCAGUAUAAAAUUCCAAAUGUUUUACUAUGGUUUCUUUAAAAGAUCAUAAAUAGUAGCAGGAGAGCAAAAUCUGAGUGGCAUACACUUGUACACUGUCAGGUAUUUUUUCAGAGCUAUGCGGUUUCCAUGACAAAAUACUUCCAUGGAGCCAAACAUUCUGAUUUGAUAAAAGCAUAAAUGAAAACAAAUGAAGGUACAGUUUUAUGGGUUUUUUUUGGGGAAAAAAACAUAUAGAUGUAUAAAUGUGCUUUGCAUUCCUGCAAAGAUAUUUGUCAGAUGUGAUGUGUCUCCAUAUAAUUUGUAUAUAGUAAUAAGAUUUUAAAUCCAUGAUAGAAACUCACCAUAUAAAGGAUCUUUCAGUGGAUCUUUUUAAAGUGAAGAUUUCUAAUGAUUAUUCCCUAAGUUUCCUAUUCAGCUGUUAGGGUGUUCCUAAAGAGAGGAAAGCCUGUUUGAGAAAGUAUUGAUGCUUAUUUAUAAGGGAGUUUAAAAUUCCUAAGGAAUCUCUAGCUUUUGGUUGAUCACUGGCCAUGAGAAAUACUGGGCCAGUAAUUGUCAAAGCUGCUCCAACCUUGCAGGAUGAUGUGCAAAUCAAAACUCUCCCACUUUUUCAUUUUUGAUUUUAUUGAAAAGGAUGUGUUGAAAAAGCAAAGUUUCAGAGAAGGGCUGAAUGUGUAUUGGCAAAUGUGAAACCAAAAGUAACAGGAAGAUAUGAUGAAGAUCAGAAUAGCAGAGGUUUUCAAGGUACAAAAGAACUCUGGGAAAUAAGGGAGAGAGAGAGAAAAAAACAAGUAUUAUGAGCAGGCUACAUAUGGAAUGAAUUACUAUUUUCUCUGCAAUUGUUCUACUGUUGUAAAUAUUGUUCAAGUGCUGUAUAUACUGCAUUGGAAAUAGCUGUGUGAAAUAUAUAUGUGGUCUUU
Molecule: messenger RNA, 3360 nt
Organism: Phacochoerus africanus (Common warthog)
Lineage: Eukaryota; Metazoa; Chordata; Mammalia; Artiodactyla; Suidae
Gene: SELE
Product: selectin E
Exons: 12
Coding region: 127-1581 (484 amino acids)
Biological process (GO): response to cytokine; leukocyte tethering or rolling; heterophilic cell-cell adhesion
Cellular component (GO): external side of plasma membrane; membrane
Molecular function (GO): sialic acid binding; oligosaccharide binding
Source: RefSeq, a predicted model, not a curated record